Cavenderia fasciculata is the source of this 2007-nucleotide messenger RNA. RefSeq lists its product as uncharacterized. NCBI's taxonomy places the organism in Eukaryota, Evosea, Eumycetozoa, Acytosteliales, Cavenderiaceae. The coding region runs from base 1 to 2007 and encodes 668 amino acids. Gene Ontology annotation, molecular function: protein binding. The record is from RefSeq and is a predicted model, not a curated record. The transcript is spliced from 4 exons.
AUGAACAACAACCGUACAGAUACAACUAUCAAUAAUAAUAGUCAAACAACAACAUUUAUAACAAUAUUUAGAUCGAUACUCGUUAGAAAGACAAUAUUCAAUCAAUUAGAUCAAUUACCAAAGAAGACUAAUCAUAUAGGUAAUGAUUAUGUAAAGGGACGUGAAUUAAUAGAAUCCCCACUAUCAUGUUUGGUUGUAAAGUAUGCAUUGCCAUGGGAUUUUAUUAGACACUAUCUACCACUAAAGAGAGAUGGUGAUCAUCCUCUUAGGACGUAUGCAAUCAACCGAUACUGUCAAAAUAAAAGGGCAACACUACAGACACUCAAACAUCUAAUAGAAUGGUCACCAGAAUACCAAAACAAAGAUGAUAGAGUAUUGGAUAUGGUGUGUCGUAAUGGUCAUCUAGAUAUACUCGUCUAUCUUGAUAGUAGUCUCAAUCCAAAGGCUCCAUGUACAACUAAAGCCGUCACCAAUGCUAUCGAUGGUCAACACUUACAGGUGGUCGAGUACUUGAUCAACCAUCGUUCAGAAGGAUACGAUGUUACAGCCUAUGAGAAAGCUGGGUAUCGUGGUCGAAUCGAUAUUCUCAAAUUACUCAUCAAACAUCAUAAAAAGAGAGGUUCGUCGGAUAUGUCAAUUGACAAAUGUCUUGUUAAAGCAAUGAGACAAUCUCUAAGACACUUUGAUACAUUUCAAUUUAUAUAUCAACAACUUUCAAAACCUUUGAAUUCAUCAGAGUCGGUUGAAAUGGUGUCAAAUGCAUCGAUGUGUGGAUACCUGAAUAUUGUACAAUUCUUUCAUGAGAAAAAUCAUCAAUUUCCAAAAGAUGCUAUUGAUAAUGCAGCAGAAUAUAAUCAAUUAAAAAUAGUUCAAUUCUUAAAUACAAAUAGAACUGAACGGUGUACUACUGAUGCUAUUGAUAAAGCUGCACUAAAUGGAUAUUUAGAUAUUGUAAAAUACCUGACGGAAAAUAGAAAAGAAGGAUGUACAACAGAAGCAAUGGAUAAGGCUGCUGAAAAUGGGUAUAUUGAAACUGUAAAAUAUUUAAUGGAAAAUAGAACAGAAGGAUGUACAAAUAAUGCAAUGCAUUUUGCAUCUACUUUUGGACAUUUAGAUGUUGUAAAAUAUCUCUACCAUCAUCAACAACGACGACCUGAAAGUGAAAUUGUUGAUGCUCUUGAAUCAUCAUCUGAACAUGAACAGGAAAAAACAAAACUUACAGAUUCUAAAAUCAUUGCGCGAUGGUAUGCCCAAUUGAUGAGUUCAAUGUCUUCUCAUGGCGAUCUUGAAGGUAUCAAAUAUUGUUAUGAAAAUACUCCUUUUAGAUUGGAGCCAAGAGAUAUGGGUAGAAUGAAUUUGGAGAUGUCUCGGUAUAUAAUGAUCGAUGGUGGAAUGAAACUAGAUGAAAACGAACAAAUAGAUUGCAUUAGAUCAUCAAUCUAUGGAAAUGAUUUAGAAUUAUUAAAACUUUUUCAUGAAGGGUGUCAUAAUAGAAGUAAAUGUUUGGACAAUGGAAUUGAUUUGGCUGCUGAAAAUGGGUAUCUUUCAAUGGUUGAAUAUUUACAUUUUAAUUGUAGACAUGGUGGUAGUGGUCCAUGUUCAAAGGUUGCAAUGGACCGAGCAGCGGCCAAUGGUCAUUUAAAAAUCGUUCAAUUUCUUCAUAACCACCGCACUGAAGGCUGCACAACUGCAGCUAUGGACCGCGCGUCUGGUAAAAGUCAUCAUUCGAUCGUUCAAUUUCUUCAUCGUCAUCGCACUGAAGGAUGCACUACGGCUGCGAUGGACUUGGCAGUUUGGGGAUCACAUUUUGAAAUUGUAUCAUUCCUACAUUACAAUCGUACCGAAGGUUGCAAUGUCUUUAUCAACGACCCUUUACGAAAAAAUGAAGUUGAUAUCAACCAAUUCCUUAUCCUCAACCAUAUCGUCCCUGAUCAACCCAAUAAUACUAUCACACACAACAACAAAAGUGUAUGGGGUUCAUUUGUAGAUAAGUUCUUAAACAAAUAA